CGCCAAGGGGUAUGUCGGCGUGGGGACUUUUUAAACUGACUUGCAAUUAAUUUAGGUUUUUAGAUGUCAUGAUUCUUUGACUUGACAUGUAUGCCUUACAGAAGUUUCUUUAAAACUUCUCUGAAACAUCGCCAUGACAGAAGAGCUGGAGCCUAGUGCUAAAAAAUCCUGUGCUGACUGUGAUUUUGGACUACUGUCAUUUGGACCCAAAUAUUUAGGAAAGUCGGAACUGUGUUUCCAGUACUUGGUGCGACAUGGUGUCCUCAGUGAUCAGCUGACUUGUAAAAAGUGCGGUGAGCUCUGCCAGCUCUAUUUCAACCAUAAAGUAUUCAAGUGUCAAAAACUGGUCCAUAAAUCAAAGAAAAUGACUCAGAGGUGCAACUUUCAACAGUCUAUAUACCACAACACCUGGCUUCACAACAGUUAUCUGGAUAUUGAGAGCAAUGUGUUGUUUAUGUAUAUGUAUCUAGCAGACUACUUCAUAUACAAAGGAAUCAAAGAUGAAAUCCCUGGAAUAUCAGACAAAACCAUGAGUCAGUGGUCUUUGUUCUGCGAAGAUGUACUGAUACACUGGUGCCAAGUGAACAGCUCAAAACAGAUUGGUGGCCCUGGCUUAACAGUCGAAAUUGAAGAACUGAAAUUGGAAAAAAGAAAAAAUAAGGAAGACAGGAUCACUGUGGGUAUGUGGGUGGCCUUUGCUGUGAGAAGAGUUUUUUGCGGUUGAAGUGGACAAAUGGGACAAAGAUUCACUCACAGCAUUCAUCAAAGAAAAGGUGCAUCAAGAAUCAACGGUGAUAAACAACUGUUGGAAACGUCACAGUUCUCUGCAGGACGAAGAAUUCCAACAUCUGGAAGCCUACCAUGAACUGAACAAUAUAGACCUUGAGGCUGAUCCUCAUGCUAACAAUUUGGAAAAAAAGAGGAGAAAGCUGAAGAGGAAGGUGCCACUGUAUGUGGAUGACACAUACUUUGAGGGUUUUCUGGCAAAAGAAGCCUUCAUGCUGCGGUAUCCGGAGAGAAGGAGUCGGAUGCACCCGUUCCUCCUGGCCGUGGCUCAGCGCUUUCUUACAGGCCCUUGAAGAAAUGUAUGAACCUGAGGGAUGAUGUUAGACAGAAGCAUGAAGUCAGGUUGCUGUGAAGAAAAUAUUUUUCAUGGAGGAAGCUGAUAUUAACACAGUAGAAGAAUAUGGUAUCAAGUUUGAAGACUUUGAAUGUAUCUUCAAGGAGAAGAGUGUAUUUGCUAGAAAAGACUUCAGUUCAGUUCAGUUCUUCAUGUUUUUGGUCUCAGCAGAUUUUCCAAGGUACAUGAGGAAGCACACAGGAACGACCCUAUGAAUGUUCAGCAUGUACAUGGUCACUUGAAACAGGUGAGGAGUAAUUUAGGUGCAAUGUAUGACAGAACAUUUUCAUCAUUUGAUUGGUCAUGUCAACACACAACUUUAGCUGACCCUACAAAUGCCAGAUCUGUCUGAAGGCUUUUUAAAUGCCAUAUCAAUCAGAGAGAAAACAAAUGAAUUCACAAGAAAGACAGAGGAUUCCAGUGUGAUAUUUGUAGCCCUGAUUUUAAGGGUCCAGAGGUGUAAGGUUUGCUGUUAGAGUCAUAUGUACAAGAAACCCAUUUGCUGUGCCUCGGUAACUUUUGUAACACAAACUAUUUGAAAAAGCACAGCAUUUACAAGUAUUCAGAUUUUGAAGUUAGAGGUCUUACUCUUAUACUUGUGAAAAAAUGAUAAGGGAAAGAGAACAAUAGUAUUAAAGGUAUAUAUUUUUGGCAAUCUCAUUUUUUGCAUAUUUGCAAAUAUUUGUUUGAAUGUUAUAUAUUUUUAUGUGCUAAGUCUAUAUUAUUAUUUUUUGCAGCCUUUACUAUAAAUGCAGUCAAUAUUAAAUUUUGUUUGUGAUA
Molecule: messenger RNA, 1900 nt
Organism: Penaeus chinensis
Lineage: Eukaryota; Metazoa; Arthropoda; Malacostraca; Decapoda; Penaeidae
Exons: 3
Coding region: 134-724 (196 amino acids)
Source: RefSeq, a predicted model, not a curated record